AUAUAACCAUUGGUCGUCAGUGGAAGUACUCAGGGCUAUUCAUCAACUUGAACAGUUCGACAGCGAUCAUUCGGGUGUCAGUUGUUGGGCUUCAGGCUUCGCGUUCAAGUCGUUUCAUUGUCGAGUUUUAGAUAUAAUUCAAAAUGAUUGCAAGUAAGACUGUGAUACUUGUGCUCUUCGCAUUUGUAUUCAUCGCCGAGUUGAAACUAGGGGAAUCGUUGCAGUGCAUCGUUUGCAAGUCAACUGUAAAUGGGAAAUGCACUUCGGAUCCGGAUGCAUUUAAAGCGAUAGAAUGCCCGGCUACAACUGCGCCGCCGGUUACUGAAUCAACUACUUCAAGUUCACCUUCACCAUCAAUUCCGUCAAGUACUCCAAGUUCAACUUUGUCGCCAUCUGAAUCAAGUACUGACAGUUCGUCUUCGCCGUCAUCUCCAUCAAGUACUGACAGUUCGACUUCGCCGUCAUCUCCAUCAAGUACUGACAGUUCGACAUUGUCGUCAUCUCCAUCAAGUACUGACAGUUCAACUUCGUCGUCAUCUCCAUCAAAUACUGAGAGUUCGACUUCGCCGUCAUCUUCAUCAAGUACUGACAGUUCGACUUCACCACCAAGUACUUCAAAUUCAACAUCGCCGACAAUGCUACCAAGUGAUCCAACGUCUCCUCCCUCUGCAGAAUCAGACAUCGAAGGCAGGCAAUUGAAUUCGCGUUUCAAGCGCUGGGCGGAACUCCGAACAGAAAAAACUCGCGAGUGCUACAAGAUCAUCUAUAAAGAGAAAGAAACGGAAGUUGUAGAACGUGGGUGCGUUCCACCGGCGUCUCAAGGGUGUACCGAUUUGAGAACCGGCAAAAACGGUGUGACUUACUGUGGAACAUGCGACAGAGACGCCUGCAAUUCAUCUUCAAUUAUCACCCACAGCCUGACGUCAAUGCUGUUACUACUCGGAGUAACUUUCUACUUGACACGAUAGAGGCUAUUAAUACUCAAAUUUCCACGAGUAUUACAGGAUUUAUUCAACAGCAAAUGUAUAUUCACGCAAUUGCCAGUACGAAAUAAAAUCCAAAUCCAGCGGUUGUAAACUCAUUAGAUCCUACGAAGAAGAAGAAGCCAAAAGCUAUUAAAUAAUUUAAAAAAGAACAAAGACAAUUCAAUUUUCAAUUCAAAAUUUUUAAUGAACGCUCCAUUUUCUCAUUCUCUUAAAAUAUUCUAAUAAAUUUGUCUUUCUUUUCGUUUUUAUUUGACAAACCCACAUGAAAUUUAAUUGCCAAUUAUUUAUACGGCAGCGCAAUUAGCGAAAAUAUUGAAAGUGUAUACAUCAAUCAAUCGAAGAUAUUGAUAAAUAAAAAACAUGUACAGAGGA
Fopius arisanus is the source of this 1358-nucleotide messenger RNA. Its product is annotated as putative protein TPRXL. The transcript is spliced from 4 exons. Bases 144 to 968 code for a protein of 274 amino acids. The record is from RefSeq and is a predicted model, not a curated record. NCBI's taxonomy places the organism in Eukaryota, Metazoa, Arthropoda, Insecta, Hymenoptera, Braconidae.